Acanthopagrus latus (yellowfin seabream) is the source of this 2216-nucleotide messenger RNA. RefSeq names its product proline-serine-threonine phosphatase interacting protein 2 (gene pstpip2). Gene Ontology annotation, cellular component: actin filament; cytoplasm; plasma membrane. Gene Ontology annotation, biological process: actin filament polymerization. Gene Ontology annotation, molecular function: actin filament binding. The record is from RefSeq and is a predicted model, not a curated record. The transcript has 14 exons. The coding region runs from base 127 to 1140 and encodes 337 amino acids. NCBI's taxonomy places the organism in Eukaryota, Metazoa, Chordata, Actinopteri, Spariformes, Sparidae.
GCGCAUGCGUGAGUUUAGCCGUCGGCGUGCCCAGCAGCUCUCAGUUGGUUCUUAACCAGCAGAGAAACAGUCAGUCAGUCAGUCAGUCAGUCAUCAGCACACAGACCAGCCGUCCUGUCAGCAGCUAUGAAGAACCUGCGCUUUAAGGACUUCUUCUGGAACACUGACCUGACCUCCACUGGUGGCUAUGAUGCUAUCAUCCUGUAUCUCAACGAUGGCAGGAGGACAUGCAAGGAGGUGGAGGAUUUCAUGAAAGCCAGGGCAUCAAUUGAAGAGAAGUACGCCAAAGAUCUCCUUGGUUUGUCCAAGAAGGUGUGUGGACACAAUGAGAUGAACACCUUAAAAAAAUCCUUGGACAUGUUCAAAUUACAGACAGAACACAUGAGCCUAUCACACUUACAGCUGGCGCACGGCAUGAGGGAGGAGGCCAAGAAAGUGGAAGAAUUCAGAGAAAAACAAAAAGAAUUGAGGAAAAAGUUAGAGCAACAGAUGGAUGCCCUCCACAAACAGAAGACCUCACAGUUCAAGAAGACAAUGGAUACAAAGAAGACGUACGAGCAGAAGUGCCGAGAUAAAGAAGAAGCAGAUCAGAACGUGAACCGAAACGCCAACACCAACAACACCAAGCAGAUAGAGAAGCUCUACGCAAAAGCGCAGCAAGCAAAACAGAAUGCAGAAGAAGCAGACAGGUUGUAUCAGCAGAAUGUGACCACGCUGGGAAAGGUCCGUGAUGACUGGCUGAAGGAACAUAUCAAGGCCUGUGAGAUGUUUGAGAAACAGGCGAUGGAGCGCAUCAACUUCCUGAGAAACAUAGUCUGGACUCACCUCAACCAGCUUUCCCAGCAGUGUGUGAACAGUGAUGAGCUGUAUGAGGAAGUGAGAAAGUCACUGGAGCAGUGUGAUGUCCAGGAAGAUAUUGAGCACUUCAUAAACCUCAGACGGACCGGUGACAAACCACCGGCUCCUGUUGUGUACGAGAACUUCUACAGUGGUCAGAAGUCUCCAGCUGGACCUCCACCCUCUCGACUGCCUCCACCAGUAACCAGGAGGGGGCCAUUACCUGAUCCAACAAACCACAGUAGAGGUGAUUCAAUCUACUCGACGGUGCAGGACGCAGGGUACAGCGUUAUCCAGUACUAAUGCACAGAUCAGCUUGGCGAGUUGAAGUUGUACCGUUUGUAACGGACAUGAAGGUUACACAAGUGUAAUCACUUCCUCAUCUGGUAUUUCCUGUAUAGAUAGGGACAUAUACCCGAUGGAAAUGAGUGUGAUAACUGUGUCCAUGCAUGUUUUUAUUACGUUAGUUCUAUUAUAAACAGAACAGUAAAUGCCAUUGUAGUUUAUUCUUUAGGAAAUGAAGUCUUUGAUCCAGUAUUUUGAUGAAAAGGACAUUCUGGAAAAUCAGAUAAUGGACAUGUAAAAGGAAACCCAGCUAAAAUAAAACAGGUCACUUCCCCUGUCUGGAUACAGAGCUUAUUUAUAACCCAUAUGUUGAUGUUGCACAUGGCUCAAUCUUCACGGCGAUUGCAUUGUAAUUUAUUGUCAUUUUUGUAUUUAUUUUGUGGAUCUGCACUUCCAUCCAGUUUAAAAAAAAUUUAGAUGACGUGUCAUCAGCUAACUUGUUUUCAUUUCCUCUUUGAUGUGAGAGUGGUCAGUCAACUGAGAGCGAUCUUGUGAUUGGUGAUCACACACACACUUCAUCAUCUUCAUGGUGUGCAUUUAAAGAUUUCUUCACACCCUGUUCUUUGUCACUCAGCCUGCAACACAGUUUUGAAAGUCUUUUUAAAUCAAUGUGCUAAACAAAGGCUCUUUUUCUAUUGUGAGGAAGUUAAGUUUGAUUAAGUUUCAUGCUUCAGAUUGACAUGAACUAAUUAGAAUAUAUAUAUAUAUCUGAUGAUGACAUACAAUAUUUUCUGUGUACUUGAGGAGGAUUGUUCAAAUAUUUGCACUUUGAGUUUGCUUUAUUUAUGUAAACUGAGUUUGAAACUGCAGGAGUAAGGACAGAUUAAAAGUAAUUUCUGUGUACAGCUGGCCUGGUGUUGGUUUUGUAUUAAAUUAAACUUGUAUGACAGUUUCUCUUUUGACAGUUCAUCUUAUCUGUGAUUAUUUCUGAUUUUAUUGCACAGUUACCUUUAAUCUCUGUUUUGUCCCUGCGUCCACACCCACCAUCUAUUUAUGUACUUUUGAGGGCAGCAUUUUAUUUUGACUAUCAACUA